Molecule: messenger RNA, 2529 nt
Organism: Porites lobata
Lineage: Eukaryota; Metazoa; Cnidaria; Anthozoa; Scleractinia; Poritidae
Source: the annotation of a GenBank genome assembly
AUGGAUUUAGCAGAAAGACCCGCAGUACAGCAAUUUACCAUUGGAGGAGUCUCUGGAUGGUAAGCUUGUAAACAGAGAAUUUUUUUGGACCAGACAGCUGGCGAGAUAUAGUCUGCUACGCAGCUGUUUUUAGCGUCAACUCAGUGACGACGCUUCUCCGCACAGGGGAGGAUUGUUGCGUGACAACACUAAAAACAGCUGUGUAGCAGACUAAGACUAGUGAGACACCAAACAGUGGAGUGUUUACUUUAAUUGGACAACCCAGUUGUUUUAAUCCUUUAACUCACAAGAAUGACCAACUUAAAUUUUCUCCUAACAUCAUCCAAAGAAGAGGCUAGGAGAAUUAAUAAAAUGAUCACUGAAGGGAACUGCAGUGAUUCUUUAUCAAAUUUUCUCACUUAUUUCUUUUGGCAGGUGACAUUGGUUUUGAGAAUUUGUUUCAGUUAUUGGGGCUUACAGUGUUAAUUUAUGGUCAAACCACUAUCCCUAACCCCUCACCACAUAUAUGAUUCUGCUUAUUUAUCCCAGGGCAUAUUUGGGAUUGCCAAAAAUGAUGGGCAACAUAUUAAAGAUGGUCCAGCCUCACUAUAUAAAAUAGUCACUCUCUCUGUCAAGGAAGAGUCCAUUAGGAAAUUCUCUUAUUUUUGGCCAUCAUGAAGAUUACAGCUUGCACAUAUUACCCUAAUCACAAAUUAAUGACAACUCAAGUGCAACUCAUUUGGUUUUCCUCUCUCUAGGUUUGCAGGGUACCUUUUUAAAAGAGUUGGCAAGCUUACACUGUCCAUGAUUGGGGGAGGAAUUCUUGUUUUACAGGUAUAUAAAUCCACAACAUACAUUCCCUUAACCAAGGCUGACGACUGAAUGAAUAGAUUGACUGCUUUUCUUUUGACUUUUUGCCACAGUGGGCAAUUCACUGGGCAGCUAAGUAAUGCAUUUUGGCUUCACCACUAAGAGUGCACAAACAACAUGUCUUAAGACAGAACUGUCUGAUAGUCACAAAAGGCUAGUACUUUGUUUCAAUAAUAUUAUAAUAAUUCUGUUUCCUUAUGUGUAAUUUUUAUUGUAAAAUUUUCAUAUAACACAAAAAAAAUAUUUAUAUUGUUUUCUUGUUAUACAUGAAAACAGAAGAUCUAUAGCCAUGAUUUGUGGAAUUAAAAAUAAUACAAUAUCAGUAAGGUUAUCUAUUUAAAAGACUUGAGAGCCCAAUACUUAAACCUUCAGUAAAGACAACAGUUGUGGGUUGUCAAAAGAUGGUAUUUUCCUCCAAAUUUUUGCUAAAGAAUGUUUGUUAAAUCAACUUUUGUAUAAGGACUUUAAAGUUAAAAAUAAGUUCUCAAUGUUUGUAUUGUCUGAUAAUGGCCGUUUUCAUACUAGAGAUGAUUAUCCAUCUGAAACGAGUUAUCCAUUGGAGAAUUCACAUCAGGUAGAUAAUAGUCAAGGAACAGUCUUAAUUUUGGAUGAACAAUCCACCUGACUUCAUCCAUCUGAUUUUCCAUCAAUGUUGACGGAUUUUUAAGAUGGAUAAUCUGUCUCUAGUGAGAAAACAGCCAAUUCUGAUAAUUUUACUUUCCUAAUAUGCAGUUUGUCAUGUUAUUGCCAUUUAGGUAGCUCAUAGGGCAGGCUAUAUCAACAUAAACUGGAAGAGAAUGGAAAAAGAUGUGGAUAAGAUCACACACAAAGUUGGAAAACAAGUGAAAAAGAUACGAAAGAGUGAUGAUGUUGAGAAAGGAGUUAUUGCACUUGCAAAUAGGGUAGGAAGAGUUUUAAAUUUUCAUUUGACAAGAUAGGUUACGGUCUGUCAAGUGUUACUCUAUUUCUGUUCAGUUGAUUAUUACUAUUAUUUCUCUCCAAGGAGUAUUUCAUGAGACAAGACGGCUUGAUUUUUUUAAACUUGAAACUUUAAAGUUGGUAUUUCCUGGGUGCAUUAUAAAUUAUUCAUUAUUUUAUUUUCAACAGGGUUAUAAAUAUGCUCGACGUAACAUGGCUGCAGCUUCAGGAUUUGCUGGUGGAUUUCUGCUCGGCCUUGCAUUAUAAAUUUAUGACAACACUGGAAUUAUUAUUAAACAAUCGUGACACAUGUUAUCACCAAGAUGCAAGUGCUCACAGCCCAAAAAAUGCUUUGCUAUAGUGUUUUAUCACUUGUAUCGUGACUUAUUAGUUAAGUAGUUACUUAAGAUGACCAUAAUAAUUUCAAGAUUUUAGAAUAACCUUUCUUUUAGUCUUCUUCAAGCAUUGCAGUCAAACUCUCUUGGCAAGCAGUCGCAAUUUUGUAAUUUUGUGAUUUAUGUCACCCUAGGAUCUAAGUUAUUUUAAAGUUUGUGGUGGCAUUCUAAUAUUAUUACAAGUUUUAAUUGCCAAGAAAUGUCCAAGAAACUGAAACCACUUCAGAAUAUAUUUUUGGUUCUUCAACAAUUUAUUAGUUAAAUGCUUGUAGUUUUAUACAAUUUAGUUUUAAUAUACCUUCUUCAUACUGGUAUUGCAUCAAACAAGCACACUGUACUAGCACAUGAUAAGAAUAUAAUAAAGGAG